CCGUGCCUCUCCUGUUCCCACGUCCGUGGCAAACCCUUCGUAUCUCGAACGCGACCUGAUGUUUGAAAACCUGUCAGGCGCGACUCGUGAGUUGUGAUGGGUUUUACGGUAAUCAAUCGUGCCCAUGUUGUUGCUUCGCCAUAACCCAGCGAAGAAGAUCACUCGCCUUCUACAAUGUCCCGCGAUUAGAGCCGAACGAGGCGUGGCAGAUACAUGCGGAUGCGAGUGGAUGGGGGAGGGAUCAAUCUGUGUAGCUGGGAGGGGUGAGAAUCUGUUGACGUCGCCAGGAAUUCGCGUAGUUGAACCUGCGUCGUCCGCGCGGGAACCCGUGUCGGCAUCUGAGCCGCGCAAUUCGUCGCUGGAAACCGCAGCGUUGAUGUUAUGUGAGCUAAGGACGGCGCAACACCGGGUGAAUGGACACUCUUCCACCGAGAAGAAGGUGCUAGCUUCGGCGGCGUUUAUGGCGGCUGCUUCGUCUGGUUUUCCGGGAAGGGACAGGACUCAGGACCUCCUUAAAGACAACAAUAAUUCCUUCAGUUGCUGUUCUGAAGAAGACGGCGAGCACGGAUUGAACGGGACCGCGUUCUCUGGAUUGGGCGGCAGUCCCAAGACCACGACGUUCUCUGGCUUGGGCGGGAGUCCCAAGACCACGACCUUCUCUGGAUCGGUGGGCGAGAGUCCCAGGACCACGACGUUCUGUGGAUUGGUGGGCGAGAGUCCCAACGUGGUGGAAAAUUGUGCGACUCCACACUUAUCCUCGCUCUGCUCCUCGCCAGCUUCGGCAACUCGUCGAGUCGUCGACUCGUCGAUCAACGGAUCGCGAUCCCGAUCCAGUGUUGACAUCAACUGUCCCGUAUUCGAUCUGAACUCUCCCUCUUGCAGCCCGCGCAGGGGCGGGAGCAUCUGCGGUGGCGGCUAUGGAGGCGGAAGCUGUCGCAGCGACGAUGCUCUCGUAGGAGGAGGAGGAGGAGGAGGAGGAGGAGAAGCGUUGGAUGCCGUUGCGUUGGCGAAGGAAGGAGGAGAGGGAGUGGUAGACGGACAGGCGUUGAGGCCAACAUCAGGAGAAAGGUGCGCGGUGAUAGGAGGGCGAGGAGGAGGAGGAGGAGGAGGAGGAGGAGACGGGAGGACGGCAGGAGCUUCUUCGCUGGACGAUCUUGCUGUCUCUAGGUGCCGAUUGUUUUCUUUGUCGCUGAUGGGUGGCGGUCGAGAGGUUGCAGGAUCGAGCCUUAGCAGUGGUAACGGCUCGGAGGGGCAUGGGGGAGAUAGUGUAUGCUCGCUUCGUACGAGCAGUAGUUUGUCUUCUCGCUGUUGUUAUCACUGCUGCCGUUGUGGGGGGCGAUUCACUGCCGCAGCUGACGGCGACGGCGGUGUCAUCUGCGAAGUGCGUCGGAACGACUAUCAUCACUCCAUCGUGGACAUCAUCUCGCGGCUGCUGAUGGCGGAGCUGGAGGUGGGCCGCGGCUACGGCAAGCGCAACCAUGGGGGGUCGUCAUCUAUGUGCAGGAGUGUGGUGAACAGCGUGGACGGAGAAAGCGUCAGCACCGGUCCAAUCAGCGGGGGAGAAGGAGUGAGGAGGAGCCACGCGUGCUGCUGUCCCUCCUGUUGGGAGGCAGAGAGACCCUCCUCCGCUUCCCUCGUAGGCGAGGCGAAAUCCGUCGACGAACAAGAAGACGGAAUCCGUUUGCGGAGCCAACUCGGCCGUUUGAACGAGCGGCUUUACGAUCUGCAGCUCGAGAUGGGUCGGCUGGAGGUGAGGAUGGUAGGCGCCGCCACGUUUUUGUCCCCGCCCCCUCAAUCAGCUGACUGCGCCGAGUCUCCGCCUUUGCCGUUGUACGCACGAUCAGCGCAGCAGCAGCAGCCAUCGCCGUGCGUCCACGUGGACGGUGGGGCGGCGGUGGGAGGUGAGCAACAGUUGGCGGUGACUGCAUCAGUGGGAGCAGCAGCGAUAGCCACCGCGGCAGGAGGCAAUCGUGCUCGCGAGGCGGCGAAGGAGAAGGGGGAGGAGGGGGGGGCGGGGAAAGAGGAGGAGGAGGAGGAGGAGGGCGAUAGGCAGUACUCUCCGCCGACGGGGGUAUCCGCGAUGGCGGCCGGUGUGAGAAAUCGAUCUGCUUCAGAGGACGGGCUACGCUCCUCUCCCCGAUCUAUGUGCUGCUGCGCUCCUCCUCCGACGAAUGACCGACAGCAGCGAGGCAUGAUGGCAGUGGAGAACGGGGCGACGAUGAUGAGGGAGGAUCACCGGGAGCAUGGGGUGGAGGAGUACGGGUUGCGGCGGCAUGUCAUCAACGAGCAAUCGCGUUCGCAGGGAUCGGGAUCGGUAAUGAGCAGCGUCCCGACUAAGGCGAAUGGCUCUCGCUUCGUCGAUAACGGCGCGGACGAAGACGAUAACGACGAGGGCGGACGGCGAAGAAUGGUCGAGGAUGACAGCAAUCAUGGUGGUGAGGGGCCGCGGAGGGUGGUCGCAGCGACUGGGACUGGCGGCGCGGCGGCGACGCAAAAGGGAUUGGUGCCGCAAAUGAUAUUCGAGGAAGGCAAGUCGGCGGAUGGACUGCAGCCGAUCCCGCCGGCUUCAGCGGCGGGAUCGCUGUUAUUGUCGCUAAUCCGCCGGGAGUCGGAGUCGCGUGGGAACGAGGCAGCGGUAGAAGGAGAGGAGGAGGCGAGCAACGGUGUCCAAGUUCCCCCCCACGCGGCCGAUCUGCCUUGUCCGCCUCCGCCUCCUCCCGUUUUCUCCACGAAUCAGUGGAGAUGGGAGUGCGAUCGACUGGUGGCGGAGAACCGCCGUCUGCGGGCGGAGCUGUCGAGUCGAGACGCGCAAGCCGCGGACAGCCGUGCGGAGUUGCAACGAGCGCACACAACCAUCUCCGACCUGCAAUCUGUGCUGACGGAGGUCGACGGGGAGCAAAUUCUGGUCGGGCGGAGGCGGUCGCCGCCGUGUGCGGUGUCGGGGAUCGGGAUAGGGACCGGCGACGAUGACGAAAGCACGGUGGACGGGUUGAGGAGGGGGCUGGUGGAGAGGGACGCGGAGAUUGCGCGGCUGAGCGCGGAGCAAGAGCGCAGGGAAGGGGAACUGGCGGAGUGGAGGGCGGAUAGGGCCCGGCUGGCGAUGGCGGUCGAGUGUAUUGCCCGUCUGGAGAGCGAUUUGGCCCACAAGGACCGAGAGAUCGCCUGCGCGAUGCGCUGUGCCUCGUCCGAGGCAACGAGAAGUAGCAGUAAUCCAUGGCCGCCUGCUCCUCACAUCUUCGUCGACAAAGGAGACCCUCGCAGUCAGCAGCAGCAAGGCCAACAACUUGUAACUGACGUCAACAGUUCGUCUGCUGCAGCUGCAUCGGCAGAAGCAAGCAUGGCAGCCGUAGGUCAAGGCGGCGAGGAGGGUGCACGUUGCUUGUCUGUCGUGGGAGGAGACGGUGGGGGGAGGGCGGUCAAACACAGAGAGGUUCAGACGGCAGUGGCCUCGACGGAUCUGAUGGGGGCGGCGGUAAUCAGUGGUGCGGAGGCGGAUACGGUGGUGGUGCUCAGGGAGGAGAUCGCCGCCAAAGACGAGGUGAUUGCGCAAAUGAAGGCUGAGGUGGCGCGCUUGGAGGAGAUGGUGUGUGCUUAUCGAGCUGACGUGGCAGUCAAGGAUAAAGAAGUUGCGGCUUGCAGAGCCGACGUGGCAGCGAAAGAUAGAAAGAUAUCCAGUCUGAAGGCGGAGCUGGGGGCGAAGGAUCGGGCCAUCUCAGGAUACAAGAAUCAACUAGCUAUGUUGAGGAAGGAGAUCGCGGGGUGGGGAGUGGGUUACGGACAGUCGAUCCAGUUGAUGGAUGGUUAUGGGCGACCAUGGGCGGAUAUUGACAGCAGCAGCUCUGGAUGGAUUAUUACGGAUUGUCUAUGUGAAAUGGAGGCGGAUGCAAACGUGGGCGACAGUCAGAGACGUCGGGGUUGCGUUCGACUGUCAGCUUUUGAUGGCAGUUGUCGAUGGCUAACAGUGGAUAACAGUACCGAUGCCUACGACCGGUCGUGGUCGGGGAGUAUGGAUGCCUACGACCGGUCGGCGCGUUGGGCUGGAUGGAGUGUCAUAGAGGGGUUGGUAGGUGCACUGGGGGCCUUGAGGACCAUUAUCUGUGGUCAUGGGAUCGAAAUUGAUAGCUGCCCGUGGCGGCUGUCCGUGGCUAUGGGUGGCAUACCAUUGGACAUCGAUGAGUACCUUUGACUGUCAAAGAGUGAUCUUUUUCGAAUGGGAGGGCGGGCGAUUGUCUCCUGUGGGUGGCAAUGACUAACUGGCAGCGAUCGCGGCUUCAGAUUACGGUUUCGGUGCAGAGAUGGAAAAUUUGUUUAGUUCUGCUCAGUAUGGCCACCGAGACAGCGCCGUAUACGGAUCAAUGCAUGGCCACGUGAUGCCUUGUAGCGGGGAAAGAUUGGAGCAGCAGAUGGUCGCCUGUCGACUGCUGGAAGUCGUGCAGGCUGCCGUCUUCCCCCUCCUCACUCCUCCUCCCCACUGUAUCGGACCGGAAAGAGAGCUUGUGCACGUUCACGAUCGGAGCGUGAAAGAGGGCAGUGUACAAGUGGGCAGCAAGGUAAUGUAGUGGGCAGCAAGGUAAUGUAGGAGGCAGCCAGGCGUGGAGUUCACAUCGAAUGAACGGGACAAGGGGAGGUACUCAUGAAUGGACUCUUCCCUUGUGGCAACUUGUGCCUGGGAGUUCUUUUCUAACGCGAUAGGUGUGGGUUCCCUAAUGUCUCGCUCGUUGUAAUAACGAAAGUGCUCUCUUUCUCACAUCUGCUUUCUCUUUGUCUCUCUGUCUCAUCUCCGUUCUCUUCACCCUCUGUCUCGUUUUCUUCUCUUCUCUUCUGCUCUUUCUCAUUUCCAUCUCUCUCUCUCUCACUGUUAUGUCCUUCCUCUUCAUCCCUCCCUCCCUCUCUCUCCGCCCCCCCGCCUCCCUCUCUCUCUCUUUCUCUCCCUGCCUCCCUCUGUCCCUCUUUUUGGAUGUGUGAUAGGGUCGGAUUGAGAGGGAGCUGUCCGAAUGCGGGAAGGCAGUUGGCUUGCUGCCGCUGCUUGGUUCCUGCUAUCUAUGCUAUAAUAGACCGAUGAACCGGGAUCCCUCGGUUUCCGUAUUUCUCUCUCUGUCUAUUCGGUAGCGUAUUUCUGGAUCUAUGUGCAGACUUUAUAGAGUCGAGCGACGAGCAUAUGGGUAACCCGCAAAACCCAUCGAUAGUCCAGGCUUAUAUACUAUGAUGCAUGAUAGCAUAUGCCAUACGCAGUGUUGCUCUGCUCUCACUAGUCCGUCGGAUGUCACAAUAUACUAGAUCAGCAUAGAUGGAUGCUAAUACUGGUAGUCGAUGUUAAUGCCCUGUUUACUAUACUGCCUUUCCCCCCCCUCUUUUCUCUUUUAACGAAGUACCAUCUUGUGAAGGUAAUCCGUUAGACCUAGUCGAUGUUAAUGCCUGUAUACUAUACUGCCUUUCCCCCCCCUCUUUUCUCUUUUAACGAAGGUAAUCCGUUAGACAUUUAACCAGCUCCGAUGUCUGAUGUAGCAUCUUGGCCCAGCGUCAGCGUCUGUUUUCUGAAUGGAUCAACAUAGUUGCUAUGCUGAGAGCAUGCUAUACUGAUAGUAUAUGCUAUACGUUGUUUACUGUGCAGAUAGCUCUGAUUGCUUGCUGGAAAUGUACUGUCCGGCUGUGGGUACUGGUCUCCCAAAAAAGGUGGUGUGUAUGAAUUUUUAGACGGAUGCGGGGUUAUUAUGAGGUGUGCAGUCUGCAGACAGGGGUAAUGGGGGGUCUCUAUUCUGACGAAGCCUGCGAUUCUGAGAUGGUGAUGAAAAGGCUACUGGUGAUUGUGACCAUGCAUUUGGCCGAUGGAUGGAUGAAGCAAUGAAGGAUGUGAUUGAUUAAGGAAUGUAGACGCUUGCCGCUCUGGACGCUGAUUCCCUUGCCGUCGAAAAUAAGAAAAAAGCGAUACUCUUUUCUAUUUCCUGCUAUGAAGGUGGCUGGAAAUUUAGGCUAGCGUUAGCGACUUGUACGCUAGUUGGGCAACAAAGGAAUUGUUUCCAUUUCAGUUCGCUGCGACUUUUUCAUUGCUGGAUUGAUUGGUGGCGUCAAAUUCAAGCUCCUGAUGUUUUCAUGGCCUUUUCAUCCCCCCCCCUCUUUGUGAAGUCGUGGAGUCUGUCUAUAUAUGUACGCCUGAUGAGUCGGUAGGUGAAACUCCGACGAAACAGUUUGUCGCAGCCCCCCCUCGUUUGUUGUCCUCUUUCUUCUCCCUCCCUCUCUGCCUACGGAUUAAUGCACAGCUCUGUUUGACGAUAGAGUAUGUACUUGUGUAUGAUGACGAGUCUUGCGAAACUCUGACGA
Chara braunii is the source of this 6318-nucleotide messenger RNA. Lineage: Eukaryota; Viridiplantae; Streptophyta; Charophyceae; Charales; Characeae. The record is from the annotation of a GenBank genome assembly.